This is a messenger RNA of Linum trigynum, 1917 nucleotides long. NCBI's taxonomy places the organism in Eukaryota, Viridiplantae, Streptophyta, Magnoliopsida, Malpighiales, Linaceae. The record is from the annotation of a GenBank genome assembly.
AUGAUGCAGAUGCGAAGACCGCCACGGGUUUCGAUGAGUCGCUGCUUAGGGGUUUUCUUAUUUAUUGGGUGCUUUCUGGUGCCGGCUUCUCUGGCGAGAUUCAUCGUCGAGAAGAACAGCCUGAGAGUGACAUCGCCGGAGAAGAUAAAGGGCACCUAUGACACUGCGAUAGGCAAUUUCGGGAUACCUAAAUAUGGGGGUAGCAUGGCGGGUGUUGUGGUGUACCCAAAGGACAACAAGAACGGCUGCAGGGAAUUUGCGGAAUUUGGGAUUUCUUUCAAGUCCAAGGCUGGAGCCUUGCCCACUUUCGUUUUGGUGGAUCGUGGAGAUUGCUUCUUUGCGCUAAAGGUUUGGAAUGUUCAGAAAGCAGGGGCUUCGGCUGUCUUGGUUGCUGAUGACAUUGAUGAAGCAUUGAUAACCAUGGACACACCUCAAGAAGAUGGUUCAUCGGCAAAAUAUGUUGAGAACAUAACAAUACCUUCUGCUCUUAUUGAGAAAAGCUUCAGCGACAUACUGAAGAAAUCACUGAGCAAUGGUGAUAUGGUGAAUGUAAAUCUUGAUUGGAGAGAAGCUGUUCCUCAUCCUGAUGAUCGAGUGGAAUACGAGUUGUGGACCAACAGUAAUGACGAAUGUGGUGUCAAAUGUGAUAUGUUGAUGGAGUUUGUGAAGGAUUUCAAAGGUGCUGCUCAGAUACUUGAGAGAGGCGGCUACACUCAGUUCACUCCUCAUUACAUAACGUGGUACUGCCCACAGGCAUUUACGUUGAGCAGACAGUGCAAGUCACAAUGUAUAAAUCAUGGGAGAUAUUGUGCUCCUGAUCCUGAACAGGAUUUCAGUAUUGGCUAUGAAGGGAAAGAUGUCGUUCUCGAGAACUUAAGGCAACUGUGUGUUUAUAAAGUAGCAAAUGAGACUCAUAGACCCUGGACAUGGUGGGACUAUGUAACCGAUUUCCAGAUCAGAUGUCCAAUGAAAGAGAAGAAGUACAACAAGGAGUGUUCUGAUAGUGUUAUUAGAUCUCUUGGACUUGAUAUGAAAAAGAUUGAGAAGUGUAUGGGAGAUCCAGAUGCUGAUUCUGAUAAUCCUGUUUUGAAAGAAGAGCAAGAUGCCCAGGUUGGCAAAGGAACUAGGGGUGAUGUAACUAUACUGCCUACUCUUGUUGUCAACAAUCGACAAUAUCGAGGAAAGCUGGCGAAAGGUGCUGUUCUGAAAGCCAUAUGUUCUGGUUUUGAGGAAACAACUGAACCAGCUGUUUGCUUGACUGGCGAUGUUGAGUCAAAUGAAUGCUUAGAGAAUAAUGGUGGUUGCUGGAAAGAUAAUGUUGCAAACAUCACUGCUUGCAAGGAUACAUUUCGUGGGAGGGUAUGUGAAUGCCCCCUUGUUGACGGUGUGCAGUUUAAAGGAGAUGGAUACAGUCACUGUGAAGUGAGUGGACCGGGAAGGUGCAAGAUAAACAAUGGUGGAUGUUGGCAUGAAUCUCGAGAAGGACAUGCAUUCUCUGCCUGUUUGGAUGUUGAUGGGGGUAAAUGCCAGUGUCCUUCUGGAUUUAAGGGCGAUGGCAAAAAUAGUUGUGAAGAUAUUGAUGAAUGCAAGGAAAAGAAAGCAUGUCAGUGUGCUGAAUGCAGCUGUAAGAAUACUUGGGGAAGUUACGACUGCAGUUGCAGUGGAGGUCUGCUUUAUAUUAGAGACCAUGAUACCUGUAUAGGUAAGGCAGCGGCUAGUAAUGAAGUGAGGUCUGCAUGGGCUGCUGUUUGGGUAAUCUUUAUUGGCUUGGGAAUGGCUGCUGGUGGUGGAUAUCUCAUCUACAAGUACCGAUUGAGGUCGUACAUGGAUUCGGAGAUCAGGGCGAUAAUGGCACAGUACAUGCCUCUGGAGAGUCAAGCAGAAGUGCCGAAUCACCUCGGUGACCAACACGCUUGA